Molecule: messenger RNA, 1626 nt
Organism: Musa acuminata AAA Group (dessert banana)
Lineage: Eukaryota; Viridiplantae; Streptophyta; Magnoliopsida; Zingiberales; Musaceae
Product: brassinosteroid-responsive RING protein 1-like
Exons: 3
Coding region: 468-947 (159 amino acids)
Source: RefSeq, a predicted model, not a curated record
CGGCGAAUCCAUGAGGACUCUUCACGAAUAUUUCUUCUUGUUUGCGUCUUCGUUGGCCAAAGUGGGCCGCCAAGCACCACUUCCCAUGGAUCACUUUCAUGUGAACCCCCUUUCUGUCUCCAUCUAGACAUACUUAGCUAUAUCUAAUUCAAUCAAACUAUUCUUUUGGCAUCACAGUUGGAUAUCGAUAAACGAUCAAGAAUUAGAUGAUACCAGAGGAGGAUUCACGUUUGGAUCAUACAUAAUAAUAACCACUAUGGUGGCAACUGUGGAACCAUCAAAGCUCCCUUGUGAUCAUGGGAGCCAAUCUUUAUCCACAAGCAAAGAGAAGAGGACUUGCUUCGUUCGUGUAAUCUGCAGUCAAAACGAAGGUCUCCCUUCCUGGGAGCAGAUUGUGUUCCACGAGUCGAGAGUCUCAAUUAAAGGAGGAGGAGGAGGAGGAGUUCUGCUAUCAGUCCUUUGUUGACAUGGGGUUUCCGGUGGGCUGCUCCGAGCUGAUCGUGCCAUUAACGCUCCUCCGCAUAGCUUUGCUCCUGGGCCACCUGCGACGCCUCCUCUUCCUGGUCUUCGACGUCCUCCCCUGGCCCGACAACUCCAGCAGCAUUAGCCACGGCAGCAGAUGGAACCAGCCGUUACAGUCGGCGUCGGCGACGCUGACCAUCGGAGGGGCGCUUCCGGUGGUGAAGUACGAGGAACUGCCGGAGGCCGACGACGGCUGCGCGGUGUGCUUGUGCGAGCUGGAGCACGGGGACGAGGUGCGGCGGCUAAGCAACUGCCGCCACGUGUUCCAUCGUGGCUGCCUGGACCGGUGGGUGGAGCACGACCAGAGCACCUGCCCGCUCUGCCGGGCUCCUCUCGUCCCGGUGGAGAUGCGCUGGGCCUCCGCCACGGAUUCUUACUACGACGACGACGACUGCUUGUCGAUCGACCAGAGCAUCUUUAGGUAAUGGCGUCAUACAAUAGCGUGAUCUCUGCACUUUGGCUCUGCUGAUCUCUACACAGGGAGUUCACGUCACUGAUCUAAAGAAAGCUAUUGGUUUGAGCAAGAUGAAGAUUCAAGAGACCUCAUCAAAAGUAGCUAAAUCUUUCUUCUUCAAGUCCUUCCUCUCUUACACUCAUCAGUACUCAAACAUCUCAGCUCUUGGACUCCGCCAUGCUUCUGCUUCCAUGAAGCUCCAAAGACCAUAAUACCUCUGCGUCAGAUGAGGUUAUGUCGAGCAGUGUCACCUUUCAAUCACUCUCUAUGUAGACAACUUCUUUACCACAGUAUCAUCCACAAAUUUGGACCAACUCCAUAUCUCUAUGCAAUUCAAUCUGUCAACAAAGCCACCAAUGCAACAUUACACUGAUUUCCUUGAACACAUCUUAUUCUUCUCUGACAUCUAAUCCAAUACAAAGGCAAUUGGUGGCAGAACAUGACUGUUCUACAGGAACUAAUUUUGUCUGGCCAAAUAAACUAUUUGUAAGAGAUGCUUAUGUAAGAUUUAAAGAAUAUUUUGUUACAAAAAAUAUUCAUGUAAGAAAUGAAGAUGGAAAGAGAACCAAGGAGUAAUAGUUAAACUACAUGUAUUAGAUUUGAUCCAUAAUUUAAUAGAUUAAGUAUUUGGGUAGAAUUGAUUUUGUUUU